This is a messenger RNA of Gracilinanus agilis (Agile Gracile Mouse Opossum), 1659 nucleotides long. RefSeq names its product coiled-coil domain containing 86 (gene CCDC86). Gene Ontology annotation, cellular component: nucleolus. NCBI's taxonomy places the organism in Eukaryota, Metazoa, Chordata, Mammalia, Didelphimorphia, Didelphidae. The annotation marks the transcript as partial. The record is from RefSeq and is a predicted model, not a curated record. The transcript is spliced from 2 exons.
AUUCAUUUACUAGCCUUGUUUCCCACUUCCUGAAAGAAUGGAGGCUCCCAGAAGGCUGCUUUCCCUUUCUCUUUGCAUCCUCAGAGAAAUGCUUAAUCUGGCGCGUUGCUGGGCACACAGCAGGCGCUUAAAGAGUGCACGGAAUGCUUUCUCUGCGGCAACGCCUGGCACACAGUGAGAACUCGGAGAGUGCGUUGGCUGGCUGGCUGCGGAGCCACGGCUUUAUGACGACCUCCCUCCGCAGAAGGAGGCCUUUGGACUGGAAGAUCUCUAAACAGGACUGUUUUCCUCAGUUGAUAGGAUCCAUUCCCUGCGAGCCCCCGCGCUGCACUACGCAGGUCCGCGCUAGUCCUAUGGGUGGCUUGGACGCCGGCGCAAAAGCGGUGCUCAGAGAGUGGCGGCAAAGCGCAUGCUCCGGGAAAGCGCGGCCUCUGGGAUCUGCCCUCACCAACAUGGCCUCCCGCAGAACACGCCUCCCGGCCCUUCUUCAGCGAGUCGCUGGUCUGUGACGUCUUGGGCGCGCCGACAUCCACCGAACCCGGCAGCUCCACGUGGAUCGGGUUCUGCUGGUCUCGGCUCGGUUCUGCUCGGUCCCUCGAGAUGGAGACGCCCCGGAGGAGAAGCCGGCGCCUGGAGGGGUUGGAAGCCGAAACCCCCGCGACUCCGGCCACGCCGUCCCGGGGGCCCCGUAAGGCCCGACGAGCUCUACUAGGGUCCAAGGCCGAGGCUGCUUUAGAGCCGGUGCCGGAAGCGGCGACGGAGGGCGUGGGGUCCCCUCAGAAGCUGCUUGGGUCCCCCAAGAAGAGGGGUGAGGACUUGGGCUCCCCCCAGAGACAGGCCCGGGGGCCAAAGUCCCCCCAGAAUCAGUCAGGACCCUGCCUUGGGUCCCCGAAGAAUAAGGGCAAGGACUUGGGGUCCCCCAGGAGAAAGGAUCAGCUCCCGGGGUCCCCGAGCAAUCUUCCACAGCCCGGUCUGGGGUCCCCCAAGAGACAGCAGAAUCAGCAGGCCAAGGGCACCCCAGAUGAGAAGAGACCCGGCCUGGAAAAAUCCCAAAGCCCCAAGAAGCACUGCCUGGGGUCCCCUAAGACACUUAGGACUCAAGGCUCGGGAGGGGAGCCGUUCUCCAGACCUCCCCCAGAAGCCAGCCCGGCAUCCCCCCAAAGUCUAAGAGACAAGGGAUUGGAGUCCCAGAAAGGACAGCCAGAGCCUGGCAGAGAGGGUCCCUUGGGUCAGCCUGAGCCAGUGACCCCCAAAUCGGGAGCACUGCCUCAGGAUGGUGCUGCAGAGAGCCAGGCCUCCAAAACCAAGAAGCGGGGUGGCUCCCCUAUGCCCACCUCAGCACCCAAGAAGCCCAAGCAGAAGGAGGCGCCAAUAAUCCCCAAAGGGAAGCCCAAGUCUGGCCGAGUGUGGAAGGAUCCCAAAAAGAAGAGAUUCUCCCAGAUGGUCCAGGACAAGCCCCUGAAGACGUCCUGGGAGCGCAAGAUGAAGGAGCGGCAGGAGAGGAAACUGGCCAAGGAUUUUGCCCGACACCUGGAGGAGGAGAAGCAAAGGCGCAAGGAGGUGAGAGGGGAUGGGGGGGGGGNGAAGGAGCGGCAGGAGAGGAAACUGGCCAAGGAUUUUGCCCGACACCUGGAGGAGGAGAAGCAAAGGCGCAAGGAG